Messenger RNA from Salvelinus sp. IW2-2015, 1461 nucleotides. It is a transcript of the gene gab2, whose product is annotated as GRB2-associated binding protein 2. NCBI's taxonomy places the organism in Eukaryota, Metazoa, Chordata, Actinopteri, Salmoniformes, Salmonidae. Gene Ontology annotation, molecular function: transmembrane receptor protein tyrosine kinase adaptor activity. The record is from RefSeq and is a predicted model, not a curated record. Gene Ontology annotation, biological process: signal transduction. Gene Ontology annotation, cellular component: cytoplasm.
CGCUGGGCUGAUCAGAGAGAGGAGCCGUGUCUGCGUCAAGGCGCAAGCGUCAAGCCAAGGCGCAGCUCCUGUCUGUGUUCAUCCCAGCGCGGCUCUACUUGCCCGGAGCCCAUCCCUGUAGUUCGGUGGGCGUGGUGUGAAUUGGAAAACAAAGUGCAGAGACACCCUUCACUACUUCCUACAUCACCGGGAUCCGUUGAGUUCACCCGCCGCUCGCCGGCUCGAUGCUAGUUAACCGCCCAACACAGCCGCAUAAUAACUCCCGAGAAGAGAGGGACGAGAGAUCGGUGGAUGCGCUCCGAGUUCCGCGAACCGACUAGAGGUGGGAUUCAGUUCUGUGCGUUAUGGUGACAGAGCGUGACACCAAGGACGAAUAGCAGUCAGGCAGCAUCUCGUCCUCUCUCUCUCUCUCUCCCAGCCGGCCUUGCGCUAUAGACCAACGAGAUAAAUGGGCAGCAGACUGCACCAAACAGUGUCCGGCACCGAUAGCACCGUUUCACAUUGACUAACUGGACGGGACCCGUUAUGUACUGAAAGUAUAUUACACCACUAGCGGUUACGAGACUGGAACAGGAUUUUUGAAGAAGCGGUUGUUUGUUCAGCAUGAGCGGUGGAGGAGAAAUCAUCUUCCAAGGCUGGUUGAGAAAGUCUCCUCCAGAGAAGAAACUGAGGAGAUAUGCGUGGAAAAAACGUUGGUUCAUCCUGCGUAGUGGUCGUAUGUCUGGCGACCCUGAUGUCCUGGAGUACUAUAAGAACGACCGGUCUAAGAAGCCCAUCCGGAUCAUCGACCUGCACUGCUGUGAGCAGGUGGACGCCGGGCUGACCUUCAAGAGGAAGGAGUUUCAGGAUAGCUUCGUGUUCGACAUCAAGACGUCAGAGCGUACCUUUUACCUGGUGGCAGAGACCGAGGAGGAGAUGAACAAGUGGGUUCGCUCUAUCUGUCAGCUGUGUGGCUUCAACCAGUCAGAGCAGAAUAACCACGACGGCCGGUCCUCUACAGCUCAUAUGGGUCGUUCCCUGGCAGCAGACCUGUCCCUGACUCCACUGACCAGAGAGCGUAAGUCGUCCGCUCCAGUCCACUCUUCCCAGCCCGUCCUGUUCACCUUCGACGUCCCGGUCCGCCACGGUGGGUCGCACAGUCACCACGGUAACCACGGGGGCUCCCUGUCCAACAGCGCACCGCAGGACUACCUUCUAUUGCAUCAGUGCAUGAGCAGGAAGACUGAGAGCGCACGGUAAGGUGGUCAGAGUGUGGGUGUGGUACUUCCUGUCACUUACCCUCACCCCAUAAUGCAACAGGCUCAGUUCACUUCCUGGAUGUAACAGCAUAGCAGGCUAGCAGCUCUCUGGGGUGCCACUCUCAUAGAAAACAUCAUCCCUAGCUUGACCACUAGUCCACCCCUAAUGAUGUGAUUGACUCAAACAGGGAGACCCAUUCUAGUGGCUCUAUUUCUGUGGUCU